GAUCAUUUAGAAGACUAUAAAUGCACAAAAACAUUCCGCUAUAAUCCCACAGGAUAUUAUACUUACUUUGAUUUACAAUUAGCAAUAAAUCUAGGUCUUCAUAUAGAAUUAUCAACUAAAAGACCUAAUAUAUUAAUAUAUAAGGAGA
This is a messenger RNA of Dentiscutata heterogama, 148 nucleotides long. The record is from the annotation of a GenBank genome assembly. NCBI's taxonomy places the organism in Eukaryota, Fungi, Glomeromycota, Glomeromycetes, Diversisporales, Gigasporaceae.